AUGCAGAUCUUCGUCAAGACUCUCACGGGCAAGACGAUCACCUUGGAGGUGGAGUCGUCCGACACCAUCGACAAUGUGAAGUCCAAGAUCCAGGACAAGGAGGGCAUUCCCCCGGACCAGCAGCGCCUGAUUUUCGCCGGAAAGCAACUCGAGGAUGGCCGUACCCUUUCCGACUACAACAUCCAGAAAGAGUCGACGCUCCACUUGGUCCUCCGUCUCCGUGGCGGUAUCAUCGAGCCGUCGCUCAAGGCCCUUGCCUCAAAGUACAACUGUGAUAAGAUGAUCUGCCGCAAGUGCUACGCGCGUCUGCCACCAAGGGCUGUCAACUGUCGCAAGAAGAAGUGCGGACACACCAACCAGCUCCGCCCCAAGAAGAAGCUCAAGUGA
This is a messenger RNA of Plenodomus lingam JN3, 387 nucleotides long. RefSeq names its product Polyubiquitin (gene UBI1). The record is from RefSeq and is a predicted model, not a curated record. Gene Ontology annotation, cellular component: ribosome; nucleus; cytoplasm. Gene Ontology annotation, biological process: modification-dependent protein catabolic process; protein ubiquitination; translation. NCBI's taxonomy places the organism in Eukaryota, Fungi, Ascomycota, Dothideomycetes, Pleosporales, Leptosphaeriaceae. Gene Ontology annotation, molecular function: protein tag activity; ubiquitin protein ligase binding; structural constituent of ribosome.